AUGAUGAAUAAGGAAAAUAAAAAUCAAAUUUAUGAUAUAUAAGAACUUGAGCUUUAAGAUAAAGAAAUAAUUUAUAUUGCUUGUGGACAUCACCAUACAUUAAUUAUUGACGAAAACAAUUAAUUAUAUUCUUUUGGUAUGGGAAAAACAGGUUUAUUAGGAAAUGAGCAUUUAGAAGAUGUUAAAAUUCCUUAAUAAUUAAAUUUAAAAUAAAAAUUUGUUUAAGUAGCGUGUGGUGCCACACAUUCAUUAGCUCUAACAAUUUCAGGAAUAAUAUUUAGUUGGGGAAAAAACUUAAGAGGUUAAUUAGGGCAUGGAAAUCAAAACGACUGUUUAAAACCAAAAGAAGUUAUUUAAAAUGAUAUUAUUGCAGAAUAUAUAGAUUGUGGUGAUUAGCAUUCAGCUUUUGUUUCUAAAAAUAAAGAACUUUAUACCUGGGGAAAUGGUUAAUAUUAUAGAUUAGGCCAUGGUGUAACAACAGACGAACUAAUUCCUAAAAAAGUUGUUGUUUUAGAAGAUUAUUACGUAACUCAUGUAAGUUGUGGUAUGAAUCAUACAUUAAUAGUUACUGGAGAAGGGUUUGUAUAUGCUUGGGGUGAUGGAAUGUAUGGAAAACUGGGUGUUUCCGAAGAUUGUAAAACACAAACAUUGCCCACUAGAGUGGGAAUGAUAUGUAAAAAAUUUCGAAAAAAUAAAAUGUAUUACUAGGUAGCAGCAGGCAGUAUGCAUUCACUUGCCUUGAGUACAAAUGGUUAAAUUUUUACAUGGGGAAGCUCUAAAAGUGGUAAUUUGGGAAUAGGCUAUAAUAAGGAUAUAUAAGAUUAUUAUACUUAACCAUAGAAAAUAAGUAUUAAAUUAAAUAAAGAUAAGAAUUUGUAAUUUUUUAGUUUGCAAUAUUAUUAGGCAGAACUUAAUAAUAAAUUAACAAAAGCCAAAAAUAAUAAUAAAAAUUAAAUUAAUUUAAAUGAUUCGUUAGAUAAUAUUGAAGUAAUUCAAUUCAAAAUAGAUAUGUACCCUUUAUAUAUUAUAGACAAAUAAUUAAUCUAAAGAGGACCUCCUUCAAAUAUCAUUUUUUGCUAAGCUAGCUAAAAUAAUUCCUUUUUUUUGGCAAAUAAUGGAUAGAUUUUCGCAUGUGGAAGUGUAAAAAAGGGGAUUAAACUAAAUUAAAAUAGUAUAGUGAGUAAAAAAUUGAAAUAAUAAGCCAAAACUAAAAACACGAAUGAAAUAGAUACUGACUUAAAUGAUUUUAAUAGGCCAUUUUAAAUUUAAUAUUUCAAAAAUAAUAUAAUUAGAUAUAUUUCAUGUUCAUAUUUACAUGCAAUAGCUAUUUCAUAAAAAGGAUAAGCGUAUGUUUGGGGUAAAAAUAUAUAUUAUUAAUUAGGUGUUGGAUAUAGUUGUAAUUAUAAUUACAUUCCUUAAAAACUUUAAGGUAUAUUAGAAACUAAGACUAUAAUAAUGAGUGCUUGUAGUGAUAAAUUUUCAGCUUUAUUAACAGACAAAGGUGAAGUUUGGACUUUCGGAACUAGUGAUUGUGGUGUAUUAGGACAUUAAGAGAAGAAUUAUUAUGUUGUCCCUGAACCUAAGAUGGUAAACGAUAUUCCUUAAAUGAUAUAUAUUGCGUGCGGGCCAUAGGGGAUGGUAAGUAUUUCAGCACACAAGAGAUAAUUAUAUGCAUGGGGGAAUAAUAUUUAUGGAUAAUUAGGUAUUAAAAUUUAUAGAACAGAAAUGAAUGUUAAUGAAUAUGAUGAAGAUAAAAAUGGGAAAUAGUAAAAUAAUGAAUAAAUUAAACCUGAAGAAGUAUAAAUAAAAUCUGUUGAUAUGGGAAUGUUUCAUAGUGUAGCUAUAGAUAAUAAUGGUAAAAUUUAUUCAUGUGGAUUAAGAAUAUAUUCAGGAUAAGCAAAUGUUUUUAAUGUAGAAGACGCUAAAGGAAUCGAUGAUUAGUUUAUUUUAAUAAGAACUAAUGAAUUAUAAAAUUAAUAAUUUAUUUAAGUAUCGUGUUCCGAAUAUCAUACUUUGGCCUUGUCAAUAUAAGAAUAAGGUGAAGAAUAGGCAUAAUAAUAUGUAUAUGCAUGGGGAUUAUGUAAUCUAGGAAAUUUAAUAUUUGAAAAUUCUUAAGAUAUUGUUAAAUAUUAUUAACAAUUAAAAUAAAAACCCUAAAAAAGCUAAGACUUAAACAAAUACAUAAGCUAAAAAUAAAUACUAUUACCACCAACUAAUAUUUCUUUAAUCUAAAAAUUUAUACUAACUAAUCCUGAUAGAGAAAUAAUAAAUGAAUUUUACAAAAAAUCAAUAAAAUAUGUAUCAGCUGGUAUUUUUCAUAAUAUAGCUAUCGGAUCUGACGGUAAAUGCUUUGUUUGGGGUUCUUUUUAAAACGGGAAAUUAGGUUUAGUUGUAAAUAAAUAAAACUCUAAAACAUAAAAUUGUCCUACAUAUGUGCCUAUUAUUUAAUAAUCGGAUAAUAUAUAUGAUGAUGAUAACUUACUUAAUUCCUAAUAACAUAUUAGUGAUUAAAGUUUUUCUAUGAAGGCUAGUAAGGCAAGAUCUUAAAGGAAGAACUUUGACAAUUUAAGUAAACAAAAAGACCAAACUUAGAAAGAUAAUAAUAAUGAAAAUGAAGAUGAAGAAUAUGAAAAUGAACUUUUAAAUUAAAAGGAUAUAGAAAUUGAUAUUAUUGAGUAAUCUUCAUAUGAUUCGGAUAUUACUACUGAUAAUUUUUCAUCUUUUAAGUCUUAGAGUGAUGAAUAAAUUGUAGAAGAUGAUGACGAAUAGGUUUAAAGUGAUAAUUAGUAAAAAAUUUAAAGUUUAGUCAAAAUAAAUUUAGCUUCAUCUUAUUUUAAUAUAUAAAAAAAAUAAGAUUAUGUAAUAUAAAUAUUUAGUUUUAAUAUAAAAUAAAUAAAGGUAUAAAAAAAUAUCCAAAAUGAAGAAGAUUAAUAAAAAGAGGAAUAUUUAAUCAAACAAGACACUAUUUUAGAAGAAUACUGUAAUAAUAUCUUCUAAGAAAGUUUAGUUUAAGUAGCCGAAUUCGAGCGUAGAUUUUCCAUGUUAGAAAGUAAAAUAGACAGUAUGCUAUCUCAAAAAAUAAUCGAGAAAUGCAAAGAUAAUUCAGUGGAAUUGCUUGAAAAUGUUUAAUUUAAUAUACCCGCUUUUAUAAUAAAAAAUAUUUAAUUAUAUGAAACUAUGUUUAGUUUACUAUAUCAUCACCCUUGUUAUAUAAUAAAUUUAGUAAAAUUAAAAAAGUUAAACCAUUUUUAGUUAAAAAUUUUGAUUAAUUUAUUAUAUUAAAAUACUAUACAUAAUGGAUGUUCAAAUUUUACAUUGAUAACACUUACUUUAUAAAUAUUUAAAUAUGAAUUUGAAAAUUAAAUAAUUUAGUUAAGUGA
Ichthyophthirius multifiliis is the source of this 3380-nucleotide messenger RNA. RefSeq lists its product as hypothetical. The annotation marks the transcript as partial. The record is from RefSeq and is a predicted model, not a curated record. Lineage: Eukaryota; Ciliophora; Oligohymenophorea; Hymenostomatida. The transcript is spliced from 11 exons.